Molecule: messenger RNA, 1874 nt
Organism: Drosophila innubila
Lineage: Eukaryota; Metazoa; Arthropoda; Insecta; Diptera; Drosophilidae
Gene: Uck
Product: uridine-cytidine kinase
Exons: 5
Coding region: 105-884 (259 amino acids)
Cellular component (GO): cytosol; cytoplasm
Molecular function (GO): kinase activity; ATP binding
Source: RefSeq, a predicted model, not a curated record
UGUUAAAACAGCUGAGCGUGAAAUAAGGUGGCGGCGGGAGAACAAGGAAUUUUUUUCAUUAAAAUAAGCAAUACAUUAAUUUUCUGCUAAAGUUCUGCUCUAAUAUGGAAGGCAUGAAGAUGGAAAAGUCUAGUAACUUGCCCAAUGGAGAAGCAGCAGGCAACGAUGAAAUAAAAUCACCGUUUCUGAUUGGCGUCGCCGGUGGCACGGCAAGCGGCAAGUCGACCGUAUGCAAGAAGAUUAUGGAACAGCUUGGACAGGCCGAAAUGGAUGAUACACAACGUCAGGUGGUGUCAAUCAGUCAGGAUUGUUUCUAUCGUGAGCUAACAGGUGCCGAAAAGCUGAAGGCGCAGAAAGGACUCUUCAACUUUGAUCACCCGGACGCAUUUAACGAGGACUUCAUGUACGAGACUCUGCAACGCAUAUUAAAGGGUCACAAGGUCGAAAUACCUAGCUAUGAUUAUCGUACAAAUUCGCUUGACUUUGAAAACGUGCUGGUCAUUUAUCCAGCGGACGUGGUGCUCUUUGAGGGCAUAUUGGUUUUCUAUUUUCCUAAAAUACGCGAACUGUUCCACAUGAAGCUCUUUGUGGACACCGACUCAGACACACGCCUAGCACGUCGUGUGCCACGUGAUAUCAAUGAGCGAGGCAGGGAUUUGGAUGCGGUUCUCACACAGUACAUGACAUUUGUGAAGCCUGCCUUUGAGGAGUUCUGCUCGCCGACCAAAAAGUUUGCCGACGUCAUCAUACCUCGCGGUGCUGAUAAUACAGUUGCCAUUGAUCUCAUUGUACACCAUAUCGGAGAAAUUCUCGCGGCCACCAACAUCGCACAGCACAACAACACAGUCAGAACUGCGGCCUCCAGCAUGAAGCGCGAUCACUAAAAACAAAAACAAGAAACUCCUAUACUCUAAGCGAAAAAAAAGACAAUUUUUUAUUGCUAAUCAUAACUAAAAAUAGAAACGCUGCAGCUGUUAAGCUUGCAUUGAGCGCAGGUCGCAGGUAAAUCAGAGCAGCCUCCUCUAACAUUGUGGUCCUAUCACAAUCAACUAACUUUAUUGAUUAACAAAUAGUCUUAAGAUGAAUAAGUUUGUUAAAUACAUACUAAAAUGUAUGUCAUUGUAAGCUUGUUUUAACUUAAACAUAAUCCCACUUCUUUUAGUUAUGUUUUUCAAGUCUAACUCGGUCUUUCAUUAAAAAGCUAAUGUCACAAAGACGUAUAACAUAAUUGUUAAAUUAAUUAUAGAGCUAUAAUUUUCAAUGAAAUUAAUAUAAUGUUAGAAACAUCCUAAUUCUCCGGACUCUUGAUUAAAGCACUAAUCGGUCGACUACACAAAAAUAUAUAUUCACAGGGAUCCAGAUCAUACCUAACUUCUUUAUAUGUCAAAAUGUUUAAACCUACAUUUAUCAUUAAUGCCAAAAACAAUUUAUAAAUUGUCGAAUAUAUAAAUAAACCUAAGUUCAACGCUUGUUGAUUUUAACAAACUGAGCUAUAACUGAAUACUAAAUACACAUCUUAACUUGGAUUAUAAUUAGUUUUGCUAAGAAACAAUUUCAAUUAAUGUGGCGAUAAUAUUUGAAUUUAAUUAAAAAAUCAUACUAACAGACGUUAUCUAAAAAUAUAUAUUAGUUGAUAGUUUUAAAUAUUAGCUGCACAAAUGGGUUCCUUAGCAUCAAAUUCUAAUCUCAAAUUGUAACUUUUUAAGUGUUUGCAUACAAGCCUAUUAUAGUACGCUCUAAUUGUAAUAUGUUUAAUUAUAUUAAAUAACAAAAGGCUAUCAAAUACAUAUACAUUAGCUAUUAUAUGAUAAGAUCAUUUGUUAUAUGCACAUACGUAGACACCCAAAAGAGAAGUAAAGAGCUUCAGAAAAUUC